CAAUGAUAAAAAAAAAAAACCAAGGGAAACUCAAUUUUGUUCCCGAAAGCUUCGAUUUCGCUUCCAUGGCGGCAUCUUCCAAACUCACGGAGUAUGAGCGUAAGCGGCUCGAGAAUAUCUGCCGCAACGGCGAGUUGAUGGCUUCCCUCAAGCUUCACUCCAUGGCCACGCAACUCUCCGCCUCAACCAAGCGCCAGAAGGACGAGACGACCAAAUCGAGCAAAGUUAGUUCGCAGAAGAAACCAAAAACCGAUCAGACUCCGAUCGUCGUCCGCAGAUCUUUGCGUACGAGAGGAAUGCCUCCUGAUUCGGAAGGACUUCCCUCUGAUCUUCUCGAUUCGCCGCUCAAGAACCGUAGAUCUAAGAGCUCUUCACCGACGAAGCCCUCGCCUCGCAAGUUGGGUCCUCUUAGUAUGAGAGAAGCGUAUAUAGGAGAGGGGUCUCAUAGAACCCUACUCGAAACUCUUAAGCGUGUUGAGAAGGAAUCUGAAGUGAAUGAAUCACUAGGAGCGAAAAUUGGUGGAGUUAGGAUUUGUAAAGGUGAGAUAUUGAGUGAUUCUGUUAAGAAAGAAGAAGACAAUGAGGUUGGGGGUUCUUUUGAUUUGUGUUCAAAGGUGAUUCCUGAGAACAUAAGGGCGAGGUUUGGUGGAGAUAGGGUUUGUAAAGUUGACAAUUUGAGCGAUUUGGUCAAGAAAGAAGACAAUGAGGUUGGGUUUUCUUCUGAUUUGUUUCCAAAGUCGAAUUCUGAGAAUAUAGGAGAGAAAUUCAGAGGAGAUAGGGUUUGUAAAGGUGAGAUUUUGACCGCCUCUGUUAAGAAAGACAGUGAAGUUGGGGGUUGUUUUGAUGUGCAUUCUAUGAAUUCAAAUGCUGAGAAUGUAGGAGCGAAAUCAGGUGGAGUUAGGAUUUGUAAAGACGAGAAUCUGAGCGAUUCGAUUAAGAAAGAAGAAAAUGAAGUUGGCGGUUAUUUCGAUUUUUAUUCGAUGACUUUGAAUCCCCGGAAUAUAGCACGGAUUUUGCCAGAUAGGAUUAUGCAUGCAAGGUUUUUCCCUUGUGCUAGCUCUAGAGUUAUUGUGGCCGGGAACAAGCUUGGUGAUGUUGGAUUUUGGAAUCUUGAUCCCCAGAGGGAUGAUGAAGAAACAGAAGAUGGGAUAUACACAUAUCAUUCUCAUUCUGGUCCUGUUUCAGGGAUUUCGAUUCAUCAACAUUGCUUGUCCAAGGUCUCUACCAGUUGUUAUGACGGUUUUGUAAGGUUGAUGGACGCUGAAAAGGAGGUCUUUAAUUUGAUAUAUUCUAGCGAGUAUUCUAUAUUUUCCCUUUCUCAACGAUCAAAUGAUCCAAAAUGUUUAUAUUUUGGUGAGGCAUGUGGACUCUUGAAUAUCUGGGAUGAGCGAAUGGGAAAAUGUUCAACUCAAAGUGUUUUGCAUGCCGAUAGGAUUAAUUCUAUAGACUUUAAUUCAGGCAAUCCUAACAUAUUGGCAACUAGUUCCUCAGACGGAAAUGUCUGCAUUUGGGAUUUGAGAAGCAUUGAUGCAAAUAAAACUAAGGCUCUGAAGACUAUUAGUCACAAAAGAUCUGUACAUUCUGCUUAUUUUUCGCCAUCUGGAAAGUGCCUUGCGACUACAAGUUUCGACGACACGGUUGGUGUACAUGGUUUUGAAGAAACAUCAUGGGUUCAACAUAAUAAUCAGACAGGCAGAUGGAUUUCUCCUUUCAAGGCAAUAUGGGGGUGGGACGAUUCAUACGUCUUCAUUGGUAAUAUGAAAAGAGGAGUUGAUGUCAUUUCCCCAUCUCAGAGCAGAACCAUUUUCACUUUGCAGAGCCCACACUUAUCAGCUAUUCCGUGCAGAUUUGAUGCACACCCUUACAAUGUUGGGAUGUUAGCAGGAGCCACAGGUGGAGGUCAGGUUUAUGUGUGGACAUUGAGUUGAGGAAUUUAAUCCCCCGAUUCUUGUAUGAUUAGAUGUUAAAUCUCUCUUUCUCGGACCUGUUAAUAGUA
Molecule: messenger RNA, 1996 nt
Organism: Morus notabilis
Lineage: Eukaryota; Viridiplantae; Streptophyta; Magnoliopsida; Rosales; Moraceae
Product: DNA damage-binding protein CMR1
Biological process (GO): regulation of DNA damage checkpoint
Cellular component (GO): nucleus
Molecular function (GO): protein binding; DNA binding
Source: RefSeq, a predicted model, not a curated record